AUGGAAGGGAAGGACAAGGAGACCAAACCCAAACAUCGAUUGAAAGGUCUCUUCAGUAAAGAACAGAAGGCCACGACCGUCGAGGAGGUCAAUGAUUUCCUCCAUGGCACUUCCGACAAAUUGAAUUUCCCCGCCCCGGCCCCUCCUCGUCCUCCCCCUCCUCCUACCGCGACCGCGCAGACUCCACGGUUGACACCACUCGAUACAACCAACGCACGCCGAUGGCCACCCGCCGAAGAAGUCCAGAAUGCGAGAAUAGCGAGGGGCCGAUCUGCGAGUCCAAAACGGAGCAGGAAAGGGUUGGUAGUUCAAUUCACAAAUGAGAAGCCCGAGAUUAUUGGAUUUGGCGGGGAUUUUGCAGAACUGCCAACCAUCUCACUGAGAACCCGAGCCAACAGCCACCCACCAGAUCGAGAAGGACCUUCAACAGGAUACAGAGAUGUACGACCGCCCGGCUCUAAAAAAGCGUAUGUGGGGGAGAGCGGGGACAGCGAGACCUUUCGACCUGGACCGCUUCGACGUACUCCAACCAGAUAUUCGUCGAUAUCAGAAGCGCAAGGAGCUCCGGAGGUUAACUCAACUCAAGGCGGAGAUAUCCACACUGAGUCUCACCAGCCAUCCUCCUUUGCCGCGAUGAUUCAGAGAGAGAUGCGGGCUGAUGAAGGUCGUGCUCUGGUGCGGGCUGCUUCGAACCCCGCUACAGAUGAGCUCUUUUUACGAGGCGAGUCACCCGAAACACCAACUGUUGAUAGCAACUCUCCAUUGGACGAACUUCACCUCAAUACUGUGAAGACUGUGCACUCGCCUCCGUCUUCUAGCCUUCCCCCACAACUGACUCCUGGGCGCGUCUCGACAUCGAAGGGACCGCCACAAUCGACUUCUCCUCCUUCCAUGAUGAAUAAGUUACAGCCAAAUUCUCGCUCCUCAAUCUCCACUGACGCGAUCGAUGGCCCGAAGCCUAUCUCGAGGUCUCAAACUUCGGUACAAACCUUCGAACCCCCGAUGCAUUUAUCCAGAUCAGCAACCGUCACUCUGCAUGGCGCGGCAGCUGGUGUGGGGGAUGACGCUCUGAACGAGUUCACAUCACGAAUCAUGCAUUUAUUUACCCUGUUUCGCCUGUCUACCGAAUCCGUGAAGCCUCUUUCUAAGUGCUCCCCAGAAGAAAUCAUAAGAGCAGCUAUGUGGUGGUUUCUGAAGGGCCGGCUGAACUUGGAAGCCACAGUUCGAGAUCGACCUACCAGCCCAGGGGCCGUGCAAGCCAACUUCUUCGCACGUCAACAAGCAUACGCGGAUCUAGCGAAAGCGUGGUGGAUUGUAGAUACGGUCAUGCCUCAGCUGCCUGAACUCUCGAGCCAACAGAGUGCGAAAGAUCCCAGAAUGGUUGAGAUUCAAGACGCUCGGCAAGGCAUUAUAUCCAGUUUGAGGAAAUUGGCCAUGUCAAUGAAACGUAAUAAUUUCCUCCCUCCGGAAGAAGCCCCACUGCCACAAGGCCUUGACAACUCAAUAUUCUUCCGGGAAGACGCGGCCCAUCCGUUCCUCCUGAGUCAGAAACAAAACAUGCCCCUAAGCCUUUCAGACGCUUUGCCUCUGGGCGAUUCGACUAGAAAUUUUCACUAUGGUAGAGGGUUCGUAGAGGCUGUCUUAAUUGAAGAAGCCGAAGCACAACAGUAUCGUUUUCCGGCCUUGAUAUCUCUCGUUCGAAACCAGAAAGAAAGAGGCCUGACAGCCGUUAUCACGAAUCAGAGCGGGACGUUCAAUCUCUGUAUACAGCGAGACAGAGCAUCGGGGUCAGGAUGGGAGGAUGUCACAUGGCAUGUGAAGACUAACGCAAUUGAUAUCAAGCGCCCAAGAGGUUUCCUGCUCCGAUUGUUGUGUACCCAGCAAGAUUUCAGGACACUGUUUGGAAUCUACGACUACCAAAGGGGCAUAUAUUCGAGCUUGAAGUCUCGCCAGGACGAAGAAGUCGUCUUCGAAUCAACUCUAAAGUCAUUCCAAUACUUCGAUCACGACACAACUUCAACAUUUCCAAAGGAGCCUCUUGCGCAGUGUCAGCUGAAAGUCUUUGAGAAAAAGAUACCGGCCCAGAAAGGAGCCGCUGGAGGGCGAACUCUGCACCGGGGUUUCCGUCUUUGCGUUGUCACAAGCCCUAAGACCAGGCUUCUGAGAGGUAUAAACCAAGAAUUAGCGCCAAAUCUUCCUCUUCAAUUAAGUUUUCUACGUGGUGAAGGGGGGCUCCCAGCUCUUCUACUGAAGAUCGACGAUGCAAGACUGAGGUAUACCAUGGUCUUUACCUUCGAGGAAGUUAACGAACGCUCCCAUCUCCAUGCACGACUUACAGGUGUUGCACUUGGCGACAGAGGUGUAGUCGUUGGCGAAGUUAGUGUCGCAGCUUUCUCUAUAGCAGAUCUCGACUCUCAAGACUCCCAGUGCUUAAAGACGCUAGAUUGGCAGAAUGCCAGAGUUGUCAAAGAAGAGGAAGAGGAUCUGCAAAGCACCAAGACUGUUCUUUCUGAAGAUUUACGGGUAAUCAUGGAUUUCAAGACAGGGAAUCUCACAGACCGCAUGAACACCGGACAAGGCGAACUGAAGUUCCGACUGGGUGUCAGUUCCCAAAAUGAGUUGAAGAUCUUCCGGCAGCGACAGCAUGAUAUGACAAUAUCGGUGUCAUCGCAAGUAUCGAGAGAAUUGCCGCAGGAGCUUGCAGAGCUGCUGGCUAUGAUUGCUCGAUCCGAAUCAGUUCGCACAUAUACGUUCCCAAGCCUCGAAGAGCUCCACCGGUUCCAGGCUGCAGUGACACGUUUCACUGUGGUAUUCGAUGGACUUGCAGCCUCAUUCAAUAUUUCCCGUCGACGAAUGGUAGUGCCUAUCUACAAAAAGUGGGACGCUUCAACCACUCGUGUGCAGUUGGUGCAGAGAGAGAAAGUUGUGCAGCUGGUGGCAUUCUUUGAGAAUUUCAGUCACGGUGAAUGUAUGAACUUUACGCUCAAGAGCACGGAUGUUUUCGAGAGUUCCAGUCGAAAUGGCAAGUUCUCCUUACGAAUUGUGGACGCGAAAUUUGCUUUACCCAAGGGAAACGAGGGUGAGGCUGCGAUUGAUAAUGGUUUUGUCUGCCUUGAUCCAGUUGAAUACCCAGGAGAGCAUGAUGAUAUAACGAUUGUUUUUGAUAACGAAGCGGAUCGAGAGAGAUUUACUCGAGCAUUACCGGCGUCAGUGAAAGCGGCAUCUCGUAUGGUGUCUGUGCGGAGAUAG
This is a messenger RNA of Amorphotheca resinae ATCC 22711, 3249 nucleotides long. RefSeq lists its product as hypothetical. The record is from RefSeq and is a predicted model, not a curated record. The transcript is spliced from 2 exons. The coding region runs from base 1 to 3249 and encodes 1082 amino acids. NCBI's taxonomy places the organism in Eukaryota, Fungi, Ascomycota, Leotiomycetes, Helotiales, Amorphothecaceae.